ACUCUGUCGGAUACUCCGAAUUUUUCGUAUUUUUCCUGCAUUCUUAGAAAACCCAGAGAAAAGAGAAGGGCUCUCGCCGAUGGCUCCCGGAAUGGCCAUCGCCGAUCCGGCGUUAGGGAAGCUAGGGUUUGGCUUCGAGCUGAGGCAGGCCGCGGCGGCGGCGGAGGAGGUGGAGGAGCUGCGACGGAGGAACGAGGAGCUGGAGAGGGAGCUUAGGGAGAAGAGGGCCAGGGAGGAGGAGAUGACGAGGGAAUUGGAGAGGACGAGGGCGCAGUUGAGGGUGGUGGAGGAGGCGGAGGAGCGGCUCUGCGUUCAACUGGGGGAGAUCGAGGCGGAGGCCGUGGUAGAGGCGAGGGAUUACCACCGCCGGAUCAACGCGCUCUCCGACGAGCUCGAGGAAGCCCGCAGGAUUCUCUGCUCUUCCUCCUCCUCGUCGCCAUCGGCGUCCCACCGCCGGCUUCUCGUCGGCGUGGACGGAUGGAACUAAGAGAAUAAAGAAACAGAGCAAAUGAAAGGAGGAAAGAUAAGUUGCUUAAAAAUUUAAGACCUAAAAAAAUGUUCUGUUCUUUUUAUUGUAUUAUAUAUAUACUGGAAGAAGAUACAAGAAUUUUUCUUAUUUCUUUUUUUUUUUUUUUUGCGCAAAUUUGUUUUGUUAGUCAGAUGUAACCGAGUGAAUUCAAAUCCCAAAUAUAUUUCUUUUUCUCUGUUA
Phoenix dactylifera (date palm) is the source of this 709-nucleotide messenger RNA. Its product is annotated as protein RESPONSE TO LOW SULFUR 3-like. The record is from RefSeq and is a predicted model, not a curated record. Gene Ontology annotation, biological process: cellular oxidant detoxification. Lineage: Eukaryota; Viridiplantae; Streptophyta; Magnoliopsida; Arecales; Arecaceae.